GGGCAAACAACAAAAACAAAAUACUAUACCGCGAUGAUAGCAAUCAAYAAUCUCAUGCUAACCAAACAAACUGUUUUGAAGAACAAGGGGAUAAUGAUGAAUGUGAAUUCAUGCAAGAAGUCUCGAAAUGAGAUAAAUCCCAAUGAUGUAUUAUGCGGUCGCGGAGGACUGACGAAUUCGAACAUCGGUAACAAACGAUUUCGAUCUGUGGUCGCCAAGUACCAGCAAGAGUACCUUCAUGCACGGAAGAAUGACAAAAAGCUAAUUGCUCGAAGAAUCAUUACUGAAAUAAAAGAGAAUGAUGGACGUUUUCUACAGCGAAGUUCUGAUCCGAGUAUCUGGUCUGAAAUAUCAAUGAAGAAGGCAUUAGAGAAGACAUCUCAAGCUUUAAGAGAGGGGCUGGAUGUACGGCACAAAACGGUUCGUCCGGAAAAAUUAGUCCACAAAAUAGAUAUAGAUUCUAACAGGUGGAGAACACCGAAGAAGACGGAAGCUAGAGUAGUUGAAGGAGUUGUUAUCGAAUCGCCAAGCAAAAACGAAAUUGUAAGUGGAGAGGACGUUCCUAAUUUUGUACAAGAGUCUGAAACACACGAAUUCGAUCCUAUAUUCACGUUCUCCCAUGCAAUGAUAUCAGAGCAGAAAGAACAUAUUCAAGAAUCAGAAAGCACGAACAUUGAGGCAAUCUGACGUCAGGACCACCAUUGAGAAAACAUGAGUACAUAAAUUUCUCCUAGGGUUACAGGUUGAAUAGAUAAAAUGAAUCGUAAUAGAGAUUGGUUGUAGUCAAAGAUUUGCUUUCGGUCUCUUAUUUAAAAGAUAACGUGAUCUGUCUCGUAUCGCCGAUUCUAGUUUCCUUCAAGGCAUACCAUGGAUGGAGCACGUCCAAGACCGUUGGCCUGAAGUUCUGGGCAGAUCUCAAUUUCUUGCUUCUGGUAUGCUGUUUUGUACCACUCAGCUGUGCGGCGGAUGCCUUCUUCAAACGAAAUUGUGGACUUGUAUCCUAGGUAUUCGURUGCUUUUGCCACGUCGGCGCAAGUAUAUGGGACAUCACCAGGUUGAUCUGGAAGGACCUURAUAAUUGCUUUUUUCCCAACGUACUUCUGGACCAAGUCGAUAAACUCUUUGAGCGAUGUUCCUUCGCCCUUUCCAAGGUUGAACACUUCAUACUUGUGACGACGAUCAAUUGCGCGAAUAACGCCGUCGACAAUGUCGGAAAUGUAGGUGUAAUCACGACUAGAGGAACCGUCUCCAAAUUGCUGCAUUUCUACUCCCCGACUCACACGAUCAAUGAACUUGAACGGAGCCAUGUCUGGGCGUCCUCUCGGUCCAUAAACUGUGAAAAAACGAAGUCCCGAAAUGUUGAGUUUGUAUAGGUGGUGGUACGUGUAGGCAAGAAGCUCGCAAGCCUUUUUGGAUGCGGCAUAUGGACUGACAGGAUUAUCCACGUUUUCUUCUUCGGAAAAGAAAGUCGAUUUCGAUCCACCGUACACGGAGGAGGACGACGCGAAGACAAAGUUUUCGACGCSAUGCUUGUGCGACAAUUCCAUAAGCUGUGUGGUACCCUUGAUAUUAGAAUGAAUGUAAACGAAGGGGUCUUGAAUCGAAGGACGGACACCAGCACGAGCUGCCAUGUGACAUACCCAUUUUGGCUUCUCCGUUUCGAAUAUUCGCUCCAUCAAAUCUUGAUCGCAGAUAUCACCACAAUAGAAUUUAACUCGUCCCUCCUCCGGAUAGGACUCUUCCAGAAGUCUGAGAUUUGCCUUCUUAAUAUUGACAUCAUAGUAAUCGUUCAGCUCGUCCACAAUGACAACAUCAUCCCCUCGGGCAAGAAGUGAUUCAGCCACAUUGCUUCCAAUGAAUCCCGCACCACCGGUCACGAGAACUUUUUUGUAGCCAAUGUGGGGCAUCACUGGUGUGUGGGUCGAUACCGGCAGAUCCGAAGAAUUUUCAAUUUCGGAAAAAGUCACAGAGCUCCCAGACCUAUGCAUCGUCUUA
Pseudo-nitzschia multistriata is the source of this 1995-nucleotide messenger RNA. NCBI's taxonomy places the organism in Eukaryota, Bacillariophyta, Bacillariophyceae, Bacillariales, Bacillariaceae. The record is from the annotation of a GenBank genome assembly.